AUGCUGCUGAAAAUAGCAUCCACAGAAAACUUGUACCAGAACAGGUUUCUUGGGCUUGCAGCAAUGGCCUCUCCAUCUCGUUCAUCUCAGGGCAGGCGACGAUAUAAGGACCCCAUUCGGCACAGUUUUAAUCCUGAACAGUUCCCCAAUGUGGACUUCCAGAACGGUGCACCUGAGGAGCUGGCCGCAACUGUGCUGCGCUCCACCAGCGACACCGACCUCGUGACGUCACAUAGCCGCUCCACCCUCACUGUCAGCACCUCCAGCUACACUAUCGGUCAGACGCAGGACGUCACACUGAGCUGGGACAUCAAGGAGGAGGUGGAUGCAGGAGAUUGGAUUGGCAUGUACCUCAUUGAUGAGGUUCUGUCAGAAAACUUCCUGGACUACAAAAACAGAGGCGUGAACGGCUCCCACAAAGGCCAGAUCAUCUGGAAGAUCGAGGCCAGCUGCUACUUUGUGGAACUGGAGACUAAGAUCUGUUUUAAAUAUUAUCAUGGAGUGAGCGGAGCCCUGCGAGCCACCACCCCAUGCGUUACAGUAAGGAAUCCAUCUGCACAGGUGUUUACGCUGGUGACCACAGAUGAUGUACCUCAGAGCCAAGGCAGCAAAAGACUCAUCAGCUUCUCUCUGUCAGAUUUCCAGGCCACAGGGCUGAAGAAAGGCAUGUUCUUCAACCCUGACCCAUAUCUGAAGAUCGUCAUCCACCCUGGCAAGCACAGCAUCUUCCCUGCCCUGCCUCACCAUGGCCAGGAGAAGAGAUCCGGCAUCAUCUGCAAUACGAUUAAUCCCGUUUGGCAGAGGGAGCGCUUUCAUUUUGUGUCUCUGCCGACGGAUGUGUUGGAAAUCGAGGUGAAGGACAAGUUUGCCAAAAGCCGCCCCAUUAUAAAGCGUUUUCUUGGCAAGCUGUCCAUGCCAGUGCAAAGAUUACUGGAGAAGCAUGCCAUCGGGGACCGAGUGGUCAGCUACACGCUGGGACGGAGGCUUCCAGCAGAGCAUGUCAGUGGUCAGCUGCAGUUCAGGUUUGAGAUCACCUCAUCCAUCCACCCAGAUGAUGAGGAUAUGUCUCUUAGCACAGAUCAGCUAGUUUCGGCCGCAGAAGCUCAAGGCCAACCUCAGGCCGAAGACACCAUGAGCUUAGACCAGGGUGCCCCAGAGCUUCCCCUGGAUGGAGACACAGCUUCUGUAGAGAUGAUGGACGUUGAUUCUGGGCCCAGCUGUGCUGCGGCAGAGACUGUAGAGGUGGAGACUUUAGAGGCAGAGCAGCAGAUGCAUCCAGAAAUGCAGCAGAAACAGGAGGACAUGGCAGAGAGCCAUGAUUCUACGGAAGAACAAGAAGCUUCAGAACAAAUGGAGGAGGUUGAGACAAAUGUAGAGGCAGAAGAGAGCAACCAAGAGGAGGCAGAGACUCCUAGUGCCUUUGCUGAAGGGCCUGUAGACCCUUCAGAAACUCCUGCUGUAGUGGAAGAGGAGGAAGCCUCGAACCCUCAAUCGGUCCCAGAAGAAGCAGAGGUGGAUCUAGUGGAAGGCUGUUCGCUAAGAAUCAGAACCACACCACGACGAAAGCCGCGGCCGUGCUCUCUUCCAGUUUCAGAACUUGAAACGGUCAUUGCUUCUGCCUGCGGAGAACCGGAGACUCCACGCUCCCAUUACAUCCGAAUCCACCACCUGCUGCAUAGUCUACCGUCUACCCAGCCUGAACCAGGAAACCAAGGGGACGUGGCCGGGCCUAAACCUGACCGACCACAGGGAGUGGAGGAGGAAAAGGAAGAGGGUGCAACUCUAGAGCUUGACACUUUAACUCCCAAUGGCCCAAGCAGAACACUGCCUCGCAGUCGCUCGCAUGAACGCCUGUCGGAUCUCAUUCCGAUGCAUGUUGGAGAUGGGCAGCCGUUUGGGGCUGAUGGUCAGGUCAGAGGUCAAAUGUCUCCGGUGGAAAGUGAGUGUGACUUGAGCCCGGUUCCCUGUUGUAGUCAUAUGGUAGAGAGGACCAUGUGCCCAAUGCGGGCACCGUCUCUAGAUAGCGCCCGUAGAUUGGAGAGCACAGUGUUUUCCUCUCAGGAUGAUGAGGAUGAGAUGGACAGGGUGAACGGGAUUCUGGGAUUGGAGGCGGGGUCGGGACAAGGUGCUAAGAGACGGGAGCCAGGGGACGGAAGCUGUCAGUGGGAGGAGGUAACAGACAGUCACGUCCAAAGCCCAAACUGCGUUAUGGGUAUUGGAGAAUCACCUGGAACUGGUCCAAGCAGCAGAAGAGCGUGCCCUGUACCUUGUGAUCAUCCUGCAGUCAGCCAGCUGCCCACUCUGCGACCAGAUCUUCAUCACUAUCCCACUAUAGAUGAGCCGCUGCCUUCGAAUUGGGAGGCCCGUAUCGACAGUCAUGGUCGUGUGUUCUACGUGGAUCACAUUAACCGGACCACCACUUGGCAACGGCCCACGUCCGCAGCCACGCCGGAUGGCCUGCGCAGGUCUGGUUCCAUCCAGCAGAUGGAGCAGCUCAACAGGAGGUAUCAGACCAUCCAGAGGACGAUGGGCACAGAGGGGAGAGAUGAGGAGUCAGGCAGCCCUCAAAACGAAAGGACAGCCAACACUGAGACAGACUCACCGCCGCAGACAAAUGAAUUGAGAAGAGAGACUCCGUGUUCUCCUGGUCACUGUCAAAAGAUCACGUUUCUGCUGCAGAGUCCAGCGGUUAAAUUCAUCACUCACCCAGAGUUCUUCACUGUGCUCCAUGCUAAUUAUGGGGCGUAUCGUAUGUUCACCAACAGCUCAUGUCUGAAACACAUGAUCCUAAAGAUCAGGCGUGAUGCUCGCAAAUUUGAGCGCUACCAGCACAACCGUGACCUAGUGACCUUCUUGAAUCGGUUUGCUGAUGCUCAAUUGGAGCUGCCGCGGGGCUGGGAGAUCAAAACGGACACACAGGGGAAGUCGUUCUUUGUAGAUCAUAACAGUCGUGCCACAACCUUCAUUGAUCCCAGGAUCCACUUGCAAAACGGCAGACUGCCCAACCACCUGACACACCGGCAGCACCUGCAGAGAUUACGCAGCUACAGUGCAGGAGAGGCAUCAGAGGUGUCGCGCACCCGCGGAGUGUCUUUGUUAGCCAGACCAGGAAAUAGUCUUGUAGCAGCCAUGCAGAACCAAAGCCAGCAGGAGCCAGUGCCAUUAGCAUACAAUGAAAAGAUUGUAGUGUUUCUACGGCAACCUAGCAUCUUUGAGGUGCUACAGGAACGACAGCCGAGCUUGGCGAAGAACCACUCACUCAAGGAAAAGGUGCUCCACAUCCGAACCGAAGGCACACAGAGACUGGAGAAGCUGUCAUGUGAUGCUGACCUGGUCAUGCUGUUAAGUUUGUUUGAGGAGGAGAUAAUGUCAUAUGUUCCUCUUGCACCAUUUCACCCUGGGUUCAACUUCUCGCCACGCUGCUCCCCUGGUUCCUCUCCCCAGAAUUCUCCAGGAUUCCUUGAGAGAACUCCUCUAGUUCCAGCCUGCUGUCUGUCUGGUGAGAGUUCGCCAGGAAAACAGAGAGCUCGGGCACCAGCUCCCUACCGCAGAGACUUCGAAGCCAAACUUCGCAACUUCUACAGGAAACUUGAGGCAAAGGGCUACGGGCAAGGCCCAGCGAAGAUCAAACUGAUUGUCAGAAGAGAUCAUCUGUUAGAAGGGACAUUUAACCAGGUCAUGGUGUAUUCGCGUAAAGAGCUCCAGAGAAAUAAGCUGUACAUCACCUUUGUUGGAGAGGAAGGACUGGACUACAGUGGACCUUCGCGAGAGUUUUUCUUCCUGCUGUCUCAGGAGCUGUUUAACCCUUACUACGGCCUGUUUGAAUACUCCGCUAAUGACACUUACACUGUACAGAUUAGCCCCAUGUCUGCGUUUGUCGAGAACCAUUUGGAAUGGUUCCGUUUCAGUGGUCGAAUUCUCGGCCUGGUAUUGAUUCAUCAGUAUUUGUUGGAUGCCUUCUUCACCCGCCCAUUUUACAAAGCUCUCCUCAGGCUAGCCACAGAUCUGAGUGAUCUUGAGUAUCUAGAUGAGGAGUUCCACCAGAGCUUACAGUGGAUGAAGGAAAAUGCCAUCACAGAUGUGCUGGAUCUCACCUUCACUGUUAAUGAAGAAGUGUUUGGCCAGGUCACAGAGCGAGAGCUAAAGUCUGGCGGGACAAACGUGCAGGUGACGGAGAAGAACAAGAAGGAGUAUAUUGAGCGGAUGGUGAAAUGGAAGGUGGAGAGAGGUGUGGUGCAGCAGACACAAGCUCUGGUCCGAGGAUUUUACGAGGUAGUAGACUCUCGUCUGGUGUCAGUGUUUGAUGCCAGAGAGCUGGAGCUGGUUAUUGCUGGAACAGCAGAGAUCGAUUUGAACGACUGGAGAAACAACACAGAGUACAGAGGAGGUUAUCAUGAUGGGCACAUCGUCAUCCGGUGGUUCUGGGGUGCUGUAGAGUGCUUCAAUAAUGAGCAGAGGCUGCGUCUGCUGCAGUUUGUGACGGGCACCUCCAGUGUGCCAUACGAGGGCUUCACCGCCCUGCGCGGGAGUAACGGCCUGCGACAUUUCUGCAUUGAGAAAUGGGGCAAGAUCACAUCUCUCCCGAGGGCGCACACAUGCUUUAAUCGUCUGGAUCUUCCUCCGUAUCCGUCCUACACUAUGUUGUACGAGAAACUGCUAAUCGCUGUGGAAGAGACCAGCACCUUUGGCCUUGAAUGA
Molecule: messenger RNA, 4698 nt
Organism: Xyrauchen texanus (razorback sucker)
Lineage: Eukaryota; Metazoa; Chordata; Actinopteri; Cypriniformes; Catostomidae
Product: E3 ubiquitin-protein ligase HECW1-like
Exons: 29
Coding region: 1-4698 (1565 amino acids)
Biological process (GO): regulation of dendrite morphogenesis
Molecular function (GO): protein binding; ubiquitin-protein transferase activity
Source: RefSeq, a predicted model, not a curated record